Molecule: messenger RNA, 1787 nt
Organism: Rosa rugosa (rugosa rose)
Lineage: Eukaryota; Viridiplantae; Streptophyta; Magnoliopsida; Rosales; Rosaceae
Exons: 16
Coding region: 1-1527 (508 amino acids)
Cellular component (GO): small-subunit processome; nucleolus
Molecular function (GO): RNA binding
Source: RefSeq, a predicted model, not a curated record
AUGCAGGAGGAAUAUCUUCAAUGGUUGGAACGCCCCUUCCAUUUCCUAGAGGUGCUUUCCACAGUGUAUCCCUUUCAUCUCUUUCUUAACGUAGACACAAUGACUGCUGUGUCUGCCGUGGGCGAUUCAUCUACACUACCUCGCCUCAGCCCUGGGGAGUAUUUAGAAAUUUGCAUUAACAGUAUUUGGCCUUCAAUGGAUGAUAUUGGGGACGAGAUGGAGAAGUCUCGCCCUUUGAUGAACGAAGGUGACCUGCUUGAAGCUUCCUCUCUAUAUUCCUUAUUGGAUGAAAAACAAGCAAAAAGGUUACAAGAAACUUGGCCUUUGGUGGAGUCUUUCUUAAAAGAGUAUGGUAAUUCAUGCUCUCUGAAUGUGGCUGAGCGUCACUUGACAUUCUCAACAACAAGAAGGACCACAGAACCAUAUAUUAUUGACUCAAAAAGGUUACAAGAAACUUGGCCUUUGGUGGAGUCUUUCUUAAAAGAGUAUGGUAAUUCAUGCUCUCUGAAUGUGGCUGAGCGUCACUUGACAUUCUCAACAACAAGAAGGACCACAGAACCAUAUAUUAUUGACAAGGCUUGGUGUCUUCUUGAACUUUUGUCAACAACUCAUGUUCCAGUGCCUAUGGCAAUAGAUAUAAUAGAUGGCAGCGUGGAACAUGAUUACAUCAAGAUUGGUUUUCAAGAAGGUGGGCUUUGCUCAAUACAUGGGAUCAAGGAGGAGGAGUACUGUAAACGAUGGAAUUGUCUUCGCUGGUCACUACAGGCACUUUCAGAACUGAAGGGUUGUGAUCUGUUUCUUAAUGCACACACUGUUACUGCUGUGGGGACUUCACGUGAAGUAAGUCGUUUGAUCAGGUUGAUUGUGGAAGACUGCAUCAUUUCCAAUGUGUGUCCUGCAACUGCUGCCAGGAAUGUGAGUGAUAACUUAUUCGAAACAUACCGACCAACUGAAAACACAGAGGACCCACACAUCACACACAUGAAGAUGAAGUAUGACGGCAUGGCUGAGAUCACCUGUUUCUGUAGGUUUUACGCUAAUGCGACCGUGUUGGAAAAAGAUUGGCAGAUGUUGCAGUCGUGUUUGAAGGAUUACAGCAAUAUUUCAUGCACACUGGUUGCGAACAACUGUGGCAUGACGGUCUCAAUAGCCAGAAGCAUUGGGGAUUCAGAUAUUGUUGGGAAGGCUUGGGAUCUUCUUCGACUCAUGUCAGCAACUAAAGUUCCGGCUCUUUUGGCAGAGAUGAUACUGAAAGGCACUCUGCAUUGUGUCUUCAUCAAGACUGGGUAUGACGGUGGCCUUUGCUCAAAAAUUGGGAUCAAGAUGCGUCAAUUUUAUCUACUGCUGCCACGUCUUGAGUACAUCUUGAAGAAUGCUGCAAGCCGAGCAGGUUGCAAGCUUUUGAUCAAGGGUGAAACUAUAAUUGUGUUGGGGAAAUAUCCUGCGGUCUUAAAUUUGUUCGAGAUGCGUGCACGGAAAUGGCUGGAAGAACACAAGGAUGAUGAUUAUGAAAGUCGCAAAGAUUGAAAUGGUUGUUUUUAUUAUCUGCCCUUAACAAUAGAAAGAGUUGUUUGUCUAGAGAUGGCAUUAUGAUUGUGUGCUUAAUUUGUUACAUGUCUCCUCGUCCAUGCAACAAUCCCUUGUCUGCUCGUCCAUGCAACAAUCCCUUAAGUAAUCUAAGCAUACCAGUGAGAGCCAAUGAUAAAUUUGGUAUCCUACAUGUUUUUCUUUCUUGUUUUUAAAUUUUUCAAGAAGACAUUAAGAUUUCAAAUGCAAUUAUUAUUAUG